Molecule: messenger RNA, 3179 nt
Organism: Hippocampus zosterae (dwarf seahorse)
Lineage: Eukaryota; Metazoa; Chordata; Actinopteri; Syngnathiformes; Syngnathidae
Gene: ints10
Product: integrator complex subunit 10
Exons: 18
Coding region: 417-2630 (737 amino acids)
Biological process (GO): snRNA processing
Cellular component (GO): integrator complex
Source: RefSeq, a predicted model, not a curated record
UGUCUAUGUCGGCCGUAAAGUGGAGUGUUUGCGACAGUCGUAUGAUGUCAUCAACAAAUCCUGAAAGAACGACCGAUGGGGAUUAUUUAAAAUAAAUAUAUAAUAUAUAUCUGAUCGUUUCUUUUAUAAUGCGUGUUACACGCGAACGCAUGCGUGUUAACUGUCAUCGAGAGGCGUAAAUUGGAACACCCAGUGAAAUUAGACAGAUAAAAUAACCCCGAGUACUCGUUUAAUAAUGCUAGCGUUAGUUAGCCUUGUAGUUUGCUUGUGAUAGAUUAGUUUUAAUCUUGAGAAUGUAAUUUGCACCCGCUACGAGUAGGAUGAGAUAAGAAUUUUGUAUGACAGAACUGGACUAGAACAAGAGCUGCAUCUGGAGCUAGUUUGUCGUCUUCGCUGCCGAUAACUGUUCAUCACAAAUGUCAGUGCAAAAAGACUGCGAGUUUUUGGUCAAAAGAGCUCGGGAGCUUGUUCCCGAUGACCCCUGUGCGGCUAAAGCCUGGCUCAUAACUGCCAGAACGCUUUACCCUGCCGACUUUAACAUACAGUAUGAAAUGUACAUCAUUGAACGCAACGCAGAAAGGACAACUUGCGCAGGGAGAUUGCUGUAUGACAUGUUUUUAAAUUUCCCAGAUCAGCCCAUUGUGUGGCGUGAGAUAAGUGUCAUCACAGCAGCUCUGCGCAAUGACGCUCAGGACAAACAUUCUCAGUUCCUUCGAGGGCUUUUUGAAACACUGCCUGGUCGUAUACAGUGUGAGAUGUUGCUGAAAGCAACAGAGCAGUGCUUCAACACUUUGGAGAAGGCAGAGAUGCUGUUGCUCCUCCUGAAACGCUUUCCAGAGUCCGUGGUCCAACACGGGGUGAGUCUAGGUGAGACACUGUUGGAAGCAGAGACAUCUGAGAAAGUGGAAUCACCCAUCAACUGCUUCAGAAAACUUUUUGUGUGCGACGUCUUUCCUUUGGUUAUAAACAACAUGGACAUGCGCCUGCCAGCCAGCUUGAUGCAGAAAUAUAUCCUGAAAGCUGCUGAAUUCUACAUCGGUUAUGUCACCCGAGGACCUUCACCGGAUGGACAGAUAAACGCGUCUCAAGAAGGUGGUCCCCUAAAGUCUCCCAGUGUCUCCCGUGGCUCCCAGCGAUACGUUAUAGACGGCUUGUCGGAAAAGUCCUCAGUGGUCUCCGAACCUUGGGAGAGGCUGUUGGACCUGGUUGCUGUCGUCGGCACUCGAUGUGAGUGGCAGGGAGACAAAGGGCAAAGAAGCUAUAUUGACUUACUUCAGAGAGUGAAGGAGCUGUGUCGCUACUUACCGGGCCUGGAGGGAGACACCAGAGCCCGCUGCUGCAGUCAGGUCGUUAUCUGCGCCGCCCUCGUCCUCUUCCGCAAUGCCUUCCUUUACGUCUCAAAAGUGCAGCCAGCGCUGUUCCAAGGCGUGAAUACUCUGAACUUGAGCCCGUGGAUUCUAGUGGAGGACUUCAGCUCAGUGUACAAUGAUGUGGAAGCGGAGAGAGGAACAGUCAAACACACGCACAAGAAACGCAAAAUGGCCGAUGGCAGAGAGAAGAUCAUUAGCUCAGAUGAUGAGGAAGGCUUGGGGAAGGUGCGUGGGCGACACAUCUUGGUGAGCAAGACGGAAAUGCCCAACUGGUCAGAGACUCUGGAGGGCUUUUAUACAGCGAGGGAAAGCUGGGACCUUCUUCACUCCCAUGACACCCUUGAAACUGAGUUCAAAAAGAUUUGUGCCUCUUGGAAGACCGAGAGCUGGCUGUGGUUCCGAAUUUUCCUCACAGACAUGAUCAUAUACCAGGGACAGUACCGUAAGGCCCUGUCCAGCCUGCACCAAAUGGCUGCCGUGCAGCAGCCUCCGUCGGGCCAGCAGAGUCCUUCGGGUCAAAUCAGUCUGGAGCACCACAGGGCCCUCAUACAGCAGGCCUCCUGCCACUAUGCGCUGGGAGAAUACAGGAUGGCCUGUGAGAAGCUUCUUGAUGUUGUCAGCGGACUGCUACCCCCAAACCAUGAACCACCAAAGGCCUCCGAGGAUCAGAUGAGAGUCAAGACCAAAGUGAAGAAAAGUCAUGACCUGAGAUUGCUCCCAUGCACCAGCAAUGCUGUGUUGCCUUUCUGCCUCCAGCUGAUGUUGGCCUGUUUCAAGCCACGAGCCUUUACAGACACCCGAGAUGACCUGUCGUUAGGUCACGUGGUGGUCCUCCUGCAGUACGACUGGCCACAGGGCGAGGUGCUCUUUCUAAAAGCCGUGGAUAAGAUCUGUCUUCAAGGCGGUUUCCAGUAUGAGAAUUUCUUCAACUAUGUCACCAACAUCGACAUGCUGGAGGAGUUUGCUUACCUGCGAACUCCUGACGGCGGCAGGAUCCAGCUGGAGCUGCUACCCAAUCAGGGAAUGCUGAUUAAGAACCCUAGGCCCACCCUGGGGUUGGAGUUAAACACCCUUCUGCUACAAGGGGUGCAGACGAUGGACAGACACCACACGGUGACGAGAGGGAUCACCAAAGGAGUGAAGGAGGAUUUCCGUCUGGCCAUGGAGAGGCAAGUGUCGCGGUGUGGGGAGAACCUGCUCAGUGUGCUGCACCGUUUCUGUAUCAACGAGAAAAUCAUCAUCGUCCAGUCUCUCCCUUGACACUCACAACAUUCUCAAAAAGGAGGUUCAACAGUUUUUGUUUUUGUUUUUUAAUAGUAAAAUGUGGAAAAAGCACUUCAUAGUUACCACACUGGUAUUUCCUUUUGGGGCGGGGCUUAAUAAUAACCAUACAUAGUUCAGUGCUGGUGUGUUAGUUUCAACAUGCAUAACCACAACAUUUCAAGUGGUUUCAAUAGGAUGUGAUAUUUGGUCAGAGGUCUUAUAAAAUAAUUCCCAUUUUGGUUUUCUUUGUGAGGAAAACAUGAACUUGUUCUUCUCUUCUGAUGCAUUACCAAUCCCACCACUGGAUGGCAGCAACUAAAAAUUGCGUUCAAAGGAAAAUGGUAAAAUGUUGAAAACGUCUAUUGAAAAGCCUUGUCGACAAACCCUUGUAAAUACCUUGCUGACAUUCAGAGUGAGCCACUUACAUAGCGGCUUUUGGAGCUCCUGAGAUUUCGCAAGUGUACUUGGGGUGUACUUGGGUUCUUUUUAUUUUUCUUUUAUGUAUUUUAGAUUGGUCUCAAAUGGUAAAUAAAGCAGUCAACAAUC